Molecule: messenger RNA, 1646 nt
Organism: Gasterosteus aculeatus aculeatus (three-spined stickleback)
Lineage: Eukaryota; Metazoa; Chordata; Actinopteri; Perciformes; Gasterosteidae
Gene: bhlha9
Product: basic helix-loop-helix family, member a9
Biological process (GO): positive regulation of transcription by RNA polymerase II; axon development; sensory organ development
Cellular component (GO): nucleus
Molecular function (GO): E-box binding; protein dimerization activity; DNA-binding transcription factor activity, RNA polymerase II-specific
Source: RefSeq, a predicted model, not a curated record
CAAGUAAUCAAGAGGCAACUGAGGAGUCAGAGGAGGAGAAUACCUGGGCUGUCGGCGCAGCAGCAAAUACCGACAGCCCCAACAAAACAAACUGGGCAACACCCGGCCAGUGUGUGGAGUAGUCUGCAAACGGUUCCUCUUUACUGCAACAACAAUACAGGCAGAAAGACUUUACCCGCACUCACCCAGUGUCUGGGUUUUUGACACAAUGAGCUGCAGCAGUGUUUCAGGAUCGGAGUUCUCUGAGGAAGAGCUAGAGCUCGGUGUGCUGUGCCAAGGGCAGGACGAGAGAAGUACCAAGGCAUCUUUCCAAGACAGCGAAGGCUCCGCGUGCAGCCCAAGUGACCUGGAGGAAGGCCAAACCAAGAAGCGCAAUCGCCCCGUCCGCUCAAAGGCACGAAGAAUGGCAGCCAACGUCCGCGAGCGGAAGCGCAUUAUGGACUACAACCAGGCCUUCAACGCCCUGCGCGUCACUCUGAACCACGACCUCAGUGGUAAACGCCUCUCCAAGAUCGCCACGCUGCAGAGGGCCAUCAACCGCAUCUCUGCCCUCUCUGUAUUCCUGAGCUCGAACCCCCCGAGCAAGCCCUGCACCCACCGGGAGUGCAACAGGUCAUCUGCAGGGCCAGCUGUGAUGGGAGCGUCUCGACUAGAGCACCCCAGGGCGGCGGUGCCUUGCGUGGAGCACCAGAGCUAUGGCGCCUGGCACGUGUCCAUCUCUCACCAGAUGCAGCAACAACAAGGGCCCCACGUCCACCGGGUGCCCACUGAGCCGCACGUCUACAUGGAUAACGCCGCGUCAUCGUGUCCCCCGUCUCCACACUACCCUUGUUAUCCCAACGAGGGACAGCUCUACGCCCCCUAUGGACACUGUGGCAGCCCCCACGACCAUCCGCCCAGCCCGGUGCAGUACCCCCAGGUGGUUGAGGGGUUGGGGUACCAGCAGGGCGUGUGGGCCUCCUGCGCGCAGAAAUACAUGGACGCCUUUGUGGAGCCUCCGCCUCCUGCUCUGGGAAUUCCCUGGCAGGUGAGCUACCCGGAGACCAGCCUCUCUCUGGGCUCUGACAUACUGUGACUUGGGGCGCCCCCCCAAUUUAAACGCUGAUUGAAGCUGAUCCUUCCAGUGAACUGCUGAAUGACCUCAAGGAGUAAAAGGCUUUUGUGUUCAGUAUUACAGGCUCUUAUUUCAGAACAGAGACAUUGUGAUGUAUUUAACAGCAAUAAAUAAAAGUGCAAUGGCAAUCCAGACUGCAGAAUGUUGUAUAUGUUGCUAAAUGUAUUUUGACCUGGCAUUUAAAAAAUGUUAAAUAUUAUUAAGAAUGUGUUACUGUGUUCUGUGGAUAAUUCACCUACGGAAUUGUAUUCCGAUUGUCUCAUUGUGAUUAUUUGGACGUCUGCAGAAGCGGAAAUGGUGUAACGUGAUAUUAAAAUGAAACAUAAGCGUAAAACCACAAAGACCACAAAUGGGACAAUGUUCCACACUGUUAUGUAACUGUCCUAUGUGUUUUCUAUCAAACAGUGGCUUAAUCUUGAGAAAAUGGGACAAAGAUUUGAUUGUGUAUUUAUUAUACUACGUAUUGCAUACGUUGUAAUGUUUGUAAAGAGUUGGUACAUAGUUUUUCAAAUUAAAUGUUGAAAUGAUACGA